CAUCGCUUCGUUGCGGGAGCGCGCUGAAUCGCUCCCUUCUGUCUCGAUGAAGUUGCUACAAAGAUGGCGGAUUUCCUGCCGUCCCAGUCCUUUCUAAAUGUAUGUUUCCCGAACUGCCUCCUCAGCAGUAACGAGGCAGAACAACUGAGGAAAUCUAAGGAGAUCGACAAGUGCCUAAAACGGGAUAAAACGUACGUGAAGCGGCUCGUUAAGAUCCUGCUGCUGGGCGCCGGGGAGAGCGGCAAGUCCACUUUCCUCAAACAAAUGCGCAUUAUACACGGGGAGGACUUCGAUCAGCGGGCCAAAGAGGAGUUCCGGGCUACGAUAUACAGCAAUGUAAUCAAAGGAAUCCGGGUUCUGGUUGAUGCCAGAGAGAAACUGCACAUCCCCUGGGGAGAUCCCGCCAACCAGCUUCACGGGGAGACCAUGAUGUCCUUCGACACACGCUCCGUCCAGAUUGCGCAGGGCAUGGUGGAGACGAAGAUCUUCUUGCAGUUCCUGCCCUCCAUACGCUCGCUGUGGAGCGACAGCGGCAUCCAGAAUGCCUAUGACAGACGGCGAGAAUUUCAGCUGGGUGAAUCUGUGAAAUACUUCUUGGACAAUGCUGGUAAACUAGGACAGCUGGACUAUUUGCCUUCACAACAAGACAUCCUCUUAGCUCGGAAGCCUACCAAGGGUAUCCACGAGUACGACUUUGAAAUCAAGAAUGUGCCUUUCAAGAUUGUUGACGUGGGAGGGCAAAGGUCGGAGCGCCGGCGAUGGUUCGACUGCUUUGACAGCGUCACCUCCAUCCUCUUCCUCGUCUCUUCCAGUGAGUUUGACCAGGUGCUGAUGGAGGACCGGCAAACCAACCGGCUCAAGGAAUCACUCAAUAUCUUUGAGACUAUAGUCAACAAUUGCAUCUUCAGCAACGUCUCCAUCAUCUUGUUCCUCAACAAGACGGACCUCUUGGAAGAGAAAGUCAAAAUUGUAGCCAUCAAAGACUAUUUCCCUGAGUACAUUGGGGAUCCCCAUAAUCUGGCCGACGUGCAGAAGUUCCUGGUGGAGUGCUUUCGCAGCAAGCGCCGAGACCAGCAGCAGAAGCGCCAAGACCAGCAGCAGAAGCGCCGACACCAGCAGCAGAAGCGCCGAGACCAGAAGCAGAAGCCCCUCUACUACCACUUCACCACAGCCAUUAACACAGAGAACAUUCGACUGGUUUUCCGUGAUGUCAAGGACUCCAUCUUGCACGACAACCUAGAGCAGCUUAUGUUACAGUGAUGCUUAUUGUCAGAGACUUUCGUUUUUACUCCAUUUAAUUAAUAACCUUAGGGAGGGAAUGUCUGCGGUGAGUGAAAUGAGGAAAGCAGAUGGUCGUCAGCAGUAGUGUUUGAAAAUUUAUAGUGGUGACCAAGAUCAUGAACGUAAGAGUCUAUUUAAAGUUGCCUUGAAUACUGUAAUUCUUUAGGAUACUGUUGAGCUUCCCUCCUCCCUCUAAGUAACACCACUGAUGCCAUUUUAAAGUCUGUUUAACUAAUGGAACAGAAAGAGUAUAAUGAUAUCAGAACAGUCCUUAUUUGUCUUACUGAGCCUCUGUUACGGUUUAGCUUGAGCUGAACCAGUGCUUUAAGAUCUAUGUUCUGAGCCACUCUGUCCAUACCUGGUUUUAUUUUAGUUUUCUAAUUGCUUGUCCUUGAAUAUUUUUGUUGAUUUCAUUAUACAUACAUGCCUAAAUUAUAUUUCAUUGGUUUACAGUUCAUUGCCUCCAGGAUUUAGUACUUCUGGUGGGUACAUAUCCCACUGAAUGGAGCUCCUGAUGACAUGGGUACCCACAUACAAGCAGACGCGCUUGGAGACCACUUGAUUUCUCAUACUGUAGUUGACUUUACAAGAACUACAGUAUUUGUUUUAAUCUCAGGGCUGAAUGUAGACCACUUUAUUUUUGCUAAAAUGUACAUUUGUGUUUAACAAAAGGUAUUUCCAAAGUGACAAAUUAAAGUGUAUUUGUUGAUCAGUGGCCAUUUUAAUAAAUCCUAAGUUUGUGUGGUGCCAAUAGAGGCAGUUGGCAUUUUUAAGUUUGGUCUAUUUGUCAAGAAGGAGUGAAGGUGUUUUUCCCCUUAGCUAAAUUGUUCUUUUAAAUCCCAGAACAACACGUCUGUGUACUUGGUUAGAAACACCUGCCCAAAGUGACACUUUUUUUGUGCCAAUUACUAAUCAGUUACACUUCCCUGUGUCAGAUGUAUUCAAAAGGGAUAGAAAUUGCUUUUUGGAUCUUGUAAAGACUGAUUUUUUUUAUAGUUGUAUAAAAAGUGUCUUGUGUAAAUGUGCCUACUCAACGCAAUCUUUUUUGUUUUUUGUUUUUUUUUUUUUACUAAAAGUUGCAUAACCCACACUGAUUAUGUAACCUGUUAAUAUAUUCCUUUUUUCCCCAAAAUUGAUGUUGUCUUAUUGCUGUAUUUAGUCAUUAAUUAGAUUUUCUCAGUGUCAGUCAGAAUCUGAUGUGACCUGAUAUAUAUUGCAGUCCUUUAAAAAGUUGCAUUACAUUUUGCAGACAUGAGAUACGUACUGUUUUUCCACUUUGGAAAUAAGUGUGUUAUCAUUGGACUUGCCUGCAUGCUUUGAAGAGUUGCAGCUUAGGUAUUGACUCUGCAUUGAUGUUUUUACCCGUCCCUUUCAAUGUGAGAGCUGCGGAGAGGGAUGAGUGAUCCUCUUGAUUUUACAGCACAUACAUAUAUAGAUAUACUGAGGGCUGAAAUGUAUGUGCUCAUUGGCUUGGUAUUUAAGUGUCAAUGACGUGAAUGUCGAUAUGAUGGUUUUUGAAACCUUGAUUUACCUUCUGAAGUUCACCUGACAUUACAAACAAACAAAAAAAAGACUUCUGACAGCACCUCUGAAAUGUAUAAUGCUUAUAUGUGUGUACUGACAAGCCUGUUCAGUGUUCCACUACUGGGAUUUAUAGGCGUUUAUAAACACACACAACUAAUAUGAGGCCUGUAUUUUCUUUUUAUUUUUUUGUGUGUUAGGGGGAUAUCAUUUGAAGCUUGCAUGUUUAUUAUGAAUGCUGUCUCUAUAUGUAGAGGUAAGCAUUCUUUUUGUUUAUUAAAAAAACACAGGAAAGUUUGGUUAAGAGCUGCCAGGUGACCUGUGUUAGGCGAAAUGUGGAACUGAAAUUUUGAUCCAUCUUUUCGCUACAAUGGUUGCUUUUGAUCUCCUGCUGAUCACAGAGUAAUAUGGAGAUCUGUCCCUAUUUCACUGUUACAGUUGCACCGUAGCCUUACAGAGUCUGCACAGUUAUGAGUACACCUUCAUUUGCUCUCAGCUACAGACGGUUACUACUCUAACAACCCCCCCCCCCCCCCCCCCCAGAUCAAUAUUGCCUGUGAUGAUUCAAGUUGCCUUUUUUUCCCCUUUCAAAAUUCUGAAGACCCCCCAAACAGCUGUGUCUGCCAUGAGAGUGACCGGACCUUUUCUGUACAGUAACAUGCUUGAUAAAGUGUAGAUUGGGAUGCCUUAGACUAUGAAGCCAGGGUAGAAACCAAAAUCAGCUGUACUUCAGAUGGACACUUCCAAUACACCCUGUGCCUCUGGAAUGACCUUUUUUGUAUUUACUCAAGAUUCAUUUUCUACUUUGACUCUUAACACUGUAAUAAGCAAACAAGACCCUUAUGUUGUAAAGUGUGUGAUUACUAAUUACUGAUGUCCGUCUGAUGGGUGAACUAGGAUGAAACUAAAGUUAACCCGCAGAUAUUUUGGGUAUGUCUCUGUCUUGGACUAAAAUAUUGUCAUAAACAGAUGCUGGGUUUCAGUGUAAUGGAUUCCAGUUAAUCUUAUCCAGUUAAAAAGACUCACUGUGUCAAAGGGCUUCUGGUUUACUAUGCUCGCUCGCUCUCUCUCCACCCCACCUUCCAGCCUUUCAGAACCGAUACCUGCAGGUCAUUUCUGUGAGAAGCCUAUGCAGUUAGUGCAUGAAUUAAAGUAUUUUUUACAAAUGUUUCUAAAGUGACUUUUUUUUAACCUUUAUCAUUGAAUAAGUGCAAAACAGUGAGUUUUCUGAGCUGAGAUUUUGCCAUGUCUCCUGCUCCAGCUGUAGUAAAACAUCUGUCCAGUUUAUAGUUUCAUAUCUGGUCUAUCGCCUUAUAGGGUUAUUUUUUUUAUGGUCUUCGGUAAAGGUUUAUUUUUAAAUCUUAGUGUGCCAAUAUGUUCUUGGAAGUCUUAACCUUUUUAUGUCAGAUUCAAGGUUGAAUCAAAUGUGUUCAAUUAGCCCUGUCUCUUUACAGUGAUUUACAAGUAUUUUCACCUGUAUAGCGGUUUGUGUUUUUUGCCGUAUUCUGUGCCCUGAAAGGCAGGGUGUAAUAUUGCAUAUACAGGGGAUAAACAUUUCAUUGAUUCAGCCUUGAAUGUGGACUUUUGGGGGGAGAGAAGCUGCUCACAAUGUGCAAGUUACCUUGCUUGAAAAGCCAAUGUUUGAUAUCCUGAAGCCCUCUGUAAUAAUACUUCCUGUACCGUUGCUGAACUACUCUGCUGUUAUGCUCCUUUCAUUCUUUCAAUAAAAAUAAAACACUCUGAAGUUGGA
This is a messenger RNA of Paramormyrops kingsleyae, 4552 nucleotides long. RefSeq names its product guanine nucleotide-binding protein subunit alpha-13-like. Gene Ontology annotation, biological process: Rho protein signal transduction; adenylate cyclase-activating G protein-coupled receptor signaling pathway. Lineage: Eukaryota; Metazoa; Chordata; Actinopteri; Osteoglossiformes; Mormyridae. The record is from RefSeq and is a predicted model, not a curated record. Gene Ontology annotation, molecular function: guanyl nucleotide binding; G-protein beta/gamma-subunit complex binding; GTPase activity. Gene Ontology annotation, cellular component: heterotrimeric G-protein complex; cytoplasm; brush border membrane.